Molecule: messenger RNA, 957 nt
Organism: Aspergillus chevalieri
Lineage: Eukaryota; Fungi; Ascomycota; Eurotiomycetes; Eurotiales; Aspergillaceae
Exons: 1
Coding region: 1-957 (318 amino acids)
Source: RefSeq, a predicted model, not a curated record
AUGACAGACUACCCCCGAAUCCUCGUCCUCGACAUCGGCCUCUCAGCCGAACCACCCCUCCUCCAAGCAGGCCAAGUCCUCGAACUCAAUCCCAACGAUAACACCAAACAACUACGAGUGCUAGUCUCCAGCCAAUCCCUCCCAGAUGGCAUCGCCGUCGACUCCGCAAGCCAACGCAUGUUCUGGACCUGCAUGGGAUUUCCCGGUAAAUGGGAUGGAGCAGUCUACUCGUCCGCUUUGGACGGUAGUGAUGUCCAGACUCUGGUGGCACCAGGGAAAGUAAACACACCCAAGCAGUUGGCCUUGGACGAGGCCGCGAAGAAGGUUUACUUCUGUGAUCGUGAGGGGCUUGGUGUUUAUCGGUGUAAUUUUGACGGUUCGGAUCUUGAGGCGUUGAUACUGAAUGGUGAACCUACGACGCCACCGGAUGUGGCAGAAUGGUGCGUUGGAAUCACUGUUGCGCCCUCGCUUGGCAAGUUCUUCUGGACACAGAAGGGAUACUCGAAGUCCGGACAGGGUCGGAUCUUCUCUGCCGACAUCGAUACACCUGCUGGCCAAUCGGCGACUUCGCGGGAUGAUAUCCAAGUUGUUCUGCCUGGCUUACCGGAGCCUAUCGAUCUCGAAUUCGACGAGUCUUCUAACACUUUAUACUGGACUGAUCGUGGAGAAGUGCCAUUUGGAAACUCUCUGAACCGGGCCCGGUUGGAUGAGUCGGGCAUGCCAAAGACGAUCGUAACGUCUUCUGCUUCGUUUACUGCGGAGGUGCAGGAGAGGAAGUAUGAAAUUCUUACCAGGAAUUUGAAUGAGGCUAUUGGAUUGAAGUUGGAUGUUGAGCGGGGGCAUGUUUAUUUGACGGAUCUGGGGGGUAGUGUUUAUCGGUGUGAUUUGGAGGGGAAGGGUAAGGAGAGGCUGUAUCUUGAGGACUCGAGGGCGUUUACUGGGAUUGCCCUUUUGUGA